Silurus meridionalis is the source of this 2436-nucleotide messenger RNA. RefSeq names its product jumonji domain containing 6, arginine demethylase and lysine hydroxylase (gene jmjd6). The transcript has 6 exons. The coding region runs from base 635 to 1789 and encodes 384 amino acids. Gene Ontology annotation, molecular function: histone H4R3 demethylase activity; P-TEFb complex binding. The record is from RefSeq and is a predicted model, not a curated record. NCBI's taxonomy places the organism in Eukaryota, Metazoa, Chordata, Actinopteri, Siluriformes, Siluridae. Gene Ontology annotation, cellular component: nucleus; cytoplasm. Gene Ontology annotation, biological process: phagocytosis.
UCAACAAGCUUUUUCUCCAGGUUUACUUGUUGCAUGUGUGCGCAGUGCCCCGGAAAUACAUCCGGAUCAUUUUUCAGCGCAGGGUUAGAUAUUCGCCGAUACAGCAUCAUUACUCGGGCGGAGUUGUGUUGGAGGUGCCGGUGGUGUUAGCGGCGGUGUGUGUGGAGGUUCCUUCCUGCACGUAGACUAUGGAGGCGUUUACACAGCGUGUAGUGUUUAACUACAGCGUGAGCUUCACGUGGAGCACUAAGCAAUUAAAAUAAAUGCUCUAAUUUUUUUGUUCUGUGCACUCCAAAUCUAAUGAAGAUUUUAACCCGAAAAAACAAUCACUAUUACAGAUGAUUCUAAACUUAAGCUCGUGUUUCAUAUCCAAGCCUAUUUUUAAGAACCUUUAAGCUUUACAUGGUCAGCUCUGUGCCUGGAUCGUAUCUUUUACUCUGGAUAUCAUCUCCUUAUGUAUAAUCAGAUUGCCUCAAUCCGUUCAGAUCUUUUGUAAGAGAAUAUUUUAAGGAAUAAUUUAACCCAUUCUGUGUAUGAGAAGGACCUAGAUAGUCUGGUCGUGCAGUCCUUUGCAGUGUGUUAUGGGUGUAUUUAAAGUUUAAUCUAAUUAGAUUAGAAAUGCAUUUUUCUCACAAUGUGUAGAAUUUUGUUUUUGUGGAAUUUUUUUCUGCUGCCACAAUCAUGCGUUCUGUCAUCAACAAAGGACAGUGUGGAGCGGGUGGAUGCUCGCCACCUGAACAUAGAAGAGUUCAUUCAACGCUUCGAAAAGCCUUACAAGCCCGUAGUUAUUCUUAAUUGCCAGGAGUCAUGGUCUGCCCGGGAAAAAUGGACCCCGGAACGACUGAAGCGCAAGUACCGUAAUCAGAAAUUCAAGUGUGGUGAGGACAACGAUGGCUACUCUGUGAAGAUGAAGAUGAAGUAUUACGUUGACUACAUGGAGUCCACGCAUGAUGACAGUCCGCUAUAUAUUUUUGACAGCAGUUAUGGUGAGCACGCCAAACGCCGCAAGCUGCUGGAAGACUAUGAGGUGCCAAUAUUCUUUAGAGAUGAUCUCUUUCAAUAUGCAGGAGAGAAGCGCCGACCACCUUACAGGUGGUUUGUGAUGGGCCCUGCACGCUCCGGCACAGGCAUUCACAUCGAUCCACUAGGCACGAGUGCAUGGAAUGCCUUGGUGCAGGGUCAUAAGCGCUGGUGCCUGUUCCCCACACACACCCCACGUGAGCUUAUUAAGGUGACAAGAGAAGUGGGUGGCAACCAGCAGGACGAGGCCAUCACCUGGUUCCGUGUAAUUUAUCCACGCACACAGUUACCUUCGUGGCCUGCUGAAUUCAAGCCAAUGGAGAUUCUGCAGGGUCCCGGAGAAACCGUCUUUGUUCCUGGUGGCUGGUGGCAUGUUGUCCUCAACUUGGAGACUACCAUUGCAGUUACUCAGAACUUUGCAAGUACCACAAACUUUCCCAUUGUUUGGCACAAGACUGUUCGUGGGCGACCUAAACUCUCCAGGAAGUGGUACAGAAUUCUAAAGCAGGAGCAGCCAGAUUUAGCUGCUCUGGCAGACAAAGUGGACCUGCAGGAGUCGACAGGCAUUGCUUCAGACAGCUCUAGUGACUCCUCUUCGUCUUCUUCCUCAAGUUCCUCUGAUUCCGAUUCAGAGAAGGCUGAAUCAGGCUCGGAGGGUGAUGCCAUGACCCACCGCAGGAAGAAGCGAAAAACCUGUGCUGCAAUGGAAAAUGGUGACGGUACAAGCAAAGAUGCCUGUGUGAGCAAAGAGCGUAGCUCCUCACGAUGACCUCCACCCCCAGCUCCACCAGAGGAAUCUGUCAUUGUUUUUUGUUUUUUUCUCUCUCAAUCUGGUUUGCUGCUUAAGUAAAUAACUAAUGAUUUAAUUGGCACAAGAAGAAAUUUAGUUCCAUUAUGUACGUGGUACAUGUUUGACAGGGUGACCGUUAAAUACUGGGAUAAAAAUCGUCUGUGCUCAUUGCAUUAAUGCCCUUGUGAAGAUUCUGGCAUUGGGGUAAUGGUGGUACAUGUGUUUAUCUGCCACUUUUAACAUCUAAAUGAGCUGUCUCUAGCUGUACUAUUCCUGCUCUAUACUGUUGCGCCUGAGCUUUACUCUUAUGGACCCUGAUGCAGUUAAAAAAUAACUAUAUGAACAUUGUUGCCAUGUGCAUGCAUAUGAACAUGCACAAGCCCACAUGGCUGCAUUACUGCAGGGGUUUUAUGAAUGCAGAAUUCAUGUUGGAUUUUAUAUUUAAGGCAUUACUGAAGUUCUUUUUAAUAGAGUAAUGCUCCUGUUUUUUUUUUUUUAUCUAUGUACUGCAUCUGUAGUGUAUAUGCACACAAAUACUGUUUCUCUGUACAGAGAACUGAACCAUCCCUCUUACUGGAAAUCUAAAGCUAAUGUUAAAUUGUCUCAAUAAAUGUUUGUUAUAAAUA